AUGCGGUAUCCCUUCUGGUUUGGAGGAAGCGCAAGCAGCUUGGCCGCCUGCGUUACGCAUCCAUUGGACUUGAGUAUGUUUGCCUCUGUUCGCCUGCAAACCCGCAAAGCCGAUGGCCCCAAGUCCAUGAGCGGGACCUUUGUCCACGUCGUCAAGAACGAUGGCCCGCUGGGCCUCUACAGCGGCAUCUCGGCGUCGCUGCUCCGCCAGCUCACGUACUCGACCGCCCGGUUCGGCAUCUACGAGGAGGUCAAGCAGCGCUAUAUCCGCUCCCAUGGCGGCAAGGAGCCGUCGUUCCCCGCGCUGAUAGCCAUGGCCGUCGGCUCGGGUUUCGUCGGCGGUGUUGCCGGCAACUUUGCCGACGUGAUCAACGUGCGCAUGCAGCACGACGCCGCCCUGCCGCCAGCCGAGCGCCGCAACUACAAGCAUGCCCUCGACGGCAUGGUCCGCAUAGCCAGGGAGGAGGGCGCCCUGAGCUGGUUCCGCGGCUGGCUGCCCAACAGCUGUCGCGCCGCCGUCAUGACGGCCGGCCAACUGGCGACGUACGACACCUUCAAGCGCCUGCUGCUGGACUACACCCCCAUGGGCGACACCCUCACCACGCACUUCACCGCGUCCUUCCUGGCCGGCCUGGCUGCCGCCACGGCAACGAGCCCAAUCGAUGUCAUCAAGACCCGUGUCAUGUCCACGUCACACAAGCAAGGCAUCCUGCAUCUUGUAAGAGACAUCAACAGAGCCGAGGGUAUUCGCUGGAUGUUCAAGGGCUGGGUGCCCAGCUUCCUGAGACUUGGCCCACACACCAUUUGUACAUUCAUCUUCCUAGAGAUGCACCGCAAGGCAUAUAGAAAGGUAAAAGGCCUGGAUGAAAAGGCAACAUAG
Trichoderma virens Gv29-8 is the source of this 879-nucleotide messenger RNA. RefSeq lists its product as uncharacterized. The transcript has 3 exons. NCBI's taxonomy places the organism in Eukaryota, Fungi, Ascomycota, Sordariomycetes, Hypocreales, Hypocreaceae. The record is from RefSeq and is a predicted model, not a curated record. The coding region runs from base 1 to 879 and encodes 292 amino acids. Gene Ontology annotation, molecular function: oxaloacetate transmembrane transporter activity; antiporter activity; thiosulfate transmembrane transporter activity. Gene Ontology annotation, biological process: malate transmembrane transport; phosphate ion transmembrane transport; oxaloacetate transport.